Molecule: messenger RNA, 537 nt
Organism: Melampsora larici-populina 98AG31
Lineage: Eukaryota; Fungi; Basidiomycota; Pucciniomycetes; Pucciniales; Melampsoraceae
Exons: 5
Coding region: 1-537 (178 amino acids)
Molecular function (GO): protein binding
Source: RefSeq, a predicted model, not a curated record
AUGACCGAUCCAAAAGAAGAAGUUCAAGAAGUAGAAAACCAAGACCAAGGUGCAAGUCCAAAUGAACAAUUACUUUUUGCUGCAAAACAAGAUUUAGAUGAAUUGUUUUAUGAAUUAGAAUCAAAAGGUGGUUAUGAUAUAAAUUUUGCAGAUGGGGUAAUACAGCUCUACACUAUGCUUUUAGAAUUGAUUUUAGAACAUGAAGGUACAGAUGUUGAUUUAUUAAACUUUCAAGGUUUAACUCCUUUACAUGCUUCAAUUCAAAUCUCAAAUCCAAACCAUCGGUUAUUAAUUUCAAAAUCUUUAAUUGAAGCAGGAUCCAAUCCAACAAUUAAAAAUAAAUUUCAUCAAACUCCAUUAGAAAUGUUAAAUUCAUUAACAUCAAAUACAAAGAAUGAAGAAGAUGAAGAAUUAAAAAGAUGUUUAACAAAUGCAGAAGCUGAAUUAAGUUUAGAUGAAACUGAUUUGGUUUUAGAUGAAGAUGAAGUAAUUGAUGAAAAUGAUCAAUCUGAUCUUGGUUCUUCUAAUUCUGAUUAA